This is a messenger RNA of Rotaria sp. Silwood1, 747 nucleotides long. The record is from the annotation of a GenBank genome assembly. Lineage: Eukaryota; Metazoa; Rotifera; Eurotatoria; Philodinida; Philodinidae.
AUGUAUUCUUCAUCGAUGUCAAUUAAUUUUGAACCAAUAUUUCGACGAAGUACUCUUCGUAAUAAAGAUGUACUUAUAUCUGAAUCAUUGAAAUAUCUUCCAUUAAUUCGUAUUCUAAUGUUAAUUAUAUGUUUAAUUAUUGGAAUAUGUACAUUAAUUAAUUUAAUAUUAACUUAUAAUAAAUAUAAAUUAAUAUUAAAAUCUAAUAUAUUUUAUAGAAUAAUUGUACCAAUAAUAUUAUUAUUAAAUAUUAUUUUUCAUGUUUUACAUUAUAUUCAUAAUAUAUAUGAUCCAGCUGCAUAUUUUGAACCAAAAUAUCUUUAUAUAAAAAAAUAUAUUAGUGAAAUGGAACAAACAUUUAUAUUUAAUUUUCCUUUAUCUAUUAUAUUUAUUAUUGCAACACGAAAAUUAUUAUUAUCUUGUACAAAUAAACAAAUACAAUCUUUUUAUAUGUUAAUUAUUGUAACAUUAUAUUGUUUUAUGUCAAUGAUUAGUGGUGGUCAUUAUUUAUAUGAACCUCCAUGGAAUUUUUCAUUAUUAUGUAAUAUAACUAUUGCUGGUGAAACUCUUAUGGCAUUAAUAUUAUUUAUUAUAACAAUAUAUAUUUAUCAAUCAAAUAUAAAUAAAUCAACUGAUUAUAUUUAUACUCAAUUAAAUGUAAAUGAUAAAUUAGAAUUAAAUAUUUCAACGUCAUCUAAUCAACAACAACGAUUGAAAAGUAAAUCAAGUGAUAAUGAAUCUAUGUAA